AUGGCUGUCCACCCACAUAGGAUUACAUUGGUGGUAAUCUGGUCCACUUCAAGGCAGACACUAAUCUCGAACACCACGCAGACGGCACAAACAACGACAUUAUCAGCUUCAUGUCUCCCGCCCUCGUCGAAACCAUCCGUCUCGAUGCUAAUAUUCGUGUCUUUUGGCGGUCAAUUUCCUGACGAUAUCCGUAACGCGGAUAUGAAUCGGGACAAUGAGAGCCGUUUCCGCACGGACAAUGGUGUUCAGCGAGAUGGCAAAAUUAUACCGCACUUCCCUGACAGCAAUUAUGGGGAGGCCAUCUUGCUUGGAUCUGCAGUCCAAAAGGUUCACAUCUCGGACGAUGAUGGCGAGCCCAUGGGCAACGUGAGCUUGGCUGAUCUUCUGGAGCCUGAAAAUCCAUACUGGACGCAAAGCCUCGUCUUGACGGCAUUGCGAUUAUCCGUGCGACACUCAGCCAUUCUGUCGGACCGGAUAUGGGUGUCUCUGGCCAACAAGAUGCCAUUAUGGUAA
Rhinocladiella mackenziei CBS 650.93 is the source of this 513-nucleotide messenger RNA. RefSeq lists its product as uncharacterized. Bases 1 to 513 code for a protein of 170 amino acids. Lineage: Eukaryota; Fungi; Ascomycota; Eurotiomycetes; Chaetothyriales; Herpotrichiellaceae. The transcript has a single exon. The record is from RefSeq and is a predicted model, not a curated record.